AUGUGUGAGAGUUGAUUGAGGUGAAAUGCUAAAAGGAGGAAUUAUCGAGAAGUCUGGUCUGGCGCAGAGCUAAAGAGCGGGCUUUAUUCCUCUGGCCGGCGAUCUCGGUCGCAAAUGAUGAAGUUGCCCGCCUUGUGGCGAAUCAGGGGGCUCCCACCGCUGAUGAUUUCAUUGCCUCGGAGAUGGCUUUUGACACUGUACCCUUGGGGCACCUGGCAGUUGGUGGCGCCCUGGGCGAGAGCUGGUCAUGCCUGGAGGGCUGAUGGUAGUACUGUAUUUGUACCGUACUCGAUCCUACCUACCUACUACCUCCUACCUUGUAUGUACCUACACUAGGUAGGUAGGUGCCUAGGAACAUGUGGGUAGGUAGGUACUAUUGUAAGUACAUAGUACCGUAGUGCUGAACUCAAGUACCUAAGCC
Molecule: messenger RNA, 421 nt
Organism: Xylaria bambusicola
Lineage: Eukaryota; Fungi; Ascomycota; Sordariomycetes; Xylariales; Xylariaceae
Exons: 1
Coding region: 115-336 (73 amino acids)
Source: RefSeq, a predicted model, not a curated record